Antechinus flavipes (yellow-footed antechinus) is the source of this 9492-nucleotide messenger RNA. RefSeq names its product ABL proto-oncogene 1, non-receptor tyrosine kinase (gene ABL1). Bases 1608 to 5051 code for a protein of 1147 amino acids. The record is from RefSeq and is a predicted model, not a curated record. Gene Ontology annotation, molecular function: non-membrane spanning protein tyrosine kinase activity; protein binding; ATP binding. The transcript is spliced from 11 exons. Gene Ontology annotation, biological process: protein phosphorylation; regulation of apoptotic process. Lineage: Eukaryota; Metazoa; Chordata; Mammalia; Dasyuromorphia; Dasyuridae.
ACCUCGUUGUGGAGCGGGUUGUAAUCCAUCAUGGCGGCCGAGGGGGUUGGUGUCUUUGCCUGAGCAGCAACGCCGGACCCUGUGGCCGUGUACCCGCAGCUAAGGCGCCCUCCUCCCCGCCCCGGCCCCCGCCCCAGCCGCUGCAGCCCCGCGCCCCAGCUGGGAGGGGGAGAGACAGAGAGAGUGAGACAGAGAAAGGCAGGCAUAAGGGGAGGCAGGUUGGAAAGGAGGGAGCGGGUGGACGCUCGGGAGCUCGGGGGAUGUGACUGACUGACCAUUGGCUGGGGUGGGAGACCCAAGGGAGGAAGGACCGCCGGGCUGGGGGCGGCGGAUGUCUCUGGCCUGAGUUCCUUCCCCCUCCACCCUGAAGACUGGGCAGCGCCUCCCCUCCCCCUCCCCGCCCCAAAGGCUUCUUGCUGACUUCUUCCCGACCUCAGCUUUUGGGGUAUCUGGGGAGCUAGGACUCUUCGGCGAAGUUGUGCCUUCAUCCCCGGUGCCUGGAGCUCCUCCACCGAUCCCUCCCACUGUGAGAGAACCAGCCUCUUUCCCCUGCUGACCCCUCUGCACCCCCAGACUCUCCUGUUCCACUGCUUCAGAGGUUCCCCAACUCUGCCACUCACUUAUUCCCCUCCUCCUUUUCUCCCACCUUCUAUUCUUUUCCCCAAAGGCUGCCAAGUUUUCCCUUCUGCCCAGGUUCAACUUCUUGGUGCCACCCAUUCAAACACUUCCUCGUCCACUUGCUUCGCUCCCCCUUUUCCCCUGCCCCCCACCUUGGCAACCUCUUAUGCCCUGAGUCUUUUUCUAUGUCACCUAAAGUCUUUUUAGGCUCUCGGCAGCCCCAAACUUUAAUGCUUAGGAAAAACCUGGGUUGGUUCCACAGGCCCUUUAAAAAAGCUGACUUGAAAUUGCUGGCAAUGCAUUCCUUGAGUGACUGCUAGUGUAAAUCUAUUUGUGAAGUCUGGGUGACCCUGCUCAGUUUUCCGGAGAAGUAGCAGCCAGAUUGGCAGGAAAUUUGUGAAAGAUGAAGAAACCAAGAUAGGGUUUGGGCAACUUCCACAGGAAAAGUUUCAGAGCAGGGAUCCAGAUCCUUCUGUCAAAGAGCAUUCCUGAUUUUUUCUGAUAAGCAGAGACCCAGAAACUUCAACACUUUGUCCUUGUUUUGAAAUCUUAAAUGACACCGGCAUACCUGACUCUUUUAGGCUGAAGUAAUACUUCAUGCAAAUACCUUACUCUCAAGAGGGAUGCAAAAAUUACAGUGGGGAAACUGCAUUCUUUGUGAAUGUCUUUUAAAUGGCUUCACUUUUGGAAAGAAACUAAUUCCUGUUCAACAAGUAAAAGACAUUCAAGUCAAAGAAGUUGACAUUUUGAUAACAUUGUAGUUGUACUGAUCAAACUGAUAAUUUGUAAAAUUGGAGCUCUUCUUUACCUGAGUGUAGAAAUCUUGUCUACACUGGGUUUUAGGAGAAUUCUCUUCUGAUUGGCUUCAAUGAGUGAUUUUUCUGGGAUGUGAAUGUGAAACCCAAAUUACACUAUUGUCAUUCUAAGCUAUUGGACUACUCUGGAAGAUCUGGAACCUUCUUCUGGAAAGGGUUGUCCAUUAUUCCUUUAUGGGGCAGCAGCCUGGAAAAGUCCUUGGGGACCAGAGAAGGCCAAGUUUGCCUGCCCUGCACUUUAUCAAAGGAGCAGGAAAGAAGGAGUCAUCAAGGCAUGGGGGUCCACACUGCAAUGUUUUUGUGGAGCAUGAAGCUCUUCAGAGGCCAGUAACUGCAUCCGAUUUUGAGCCACAAGGUCUGAGUGAAGCAGCUCGUUGGAACUCCAAAGAAAACCUUCUUGCUGGUCCCAGUGAAAAUGACCCUAACCUUUUUGUUGCACUGUAUGAUUUUGUGGCCAGUGGGGAUAACACUCUAAGUAUAACUAAAGGUGAAAAGCUCCGUGUCUUGGGCUAUAAUCACAAUGGAGAAUGGUGUGAAGCACAAACCAAAAAUGGACAAGGGUGGGUUCCGAGCAACUAUAUCACCCCAGUCAACAGUUUGGAGAAACAUUCCUGGUACCAUGGGCCUGUGUCACGAAAUGCUGCUGAAUACCUGCUGAGCAGUGGAAUCAAUGGCAGCUUUCUUGUUCGAGAGAGUGAGAGCAGCCCAGGCCAGCGGUCCAUUUCACUAAGAUAUGAAGGAAGGGUGUACCACUACAGGAUAAAUACAGCAUCUGAUGGAAAGCUAUACGUCUCUUCAGAAAGCCGCUUUAAUACUUUGGCAGAGUUGGUUCAUCACCAUUCAACGGUGGCAGAUGGAUUGAUCACUACUCUGCAUUACCCAGCUCCCAAAAGAAACAAACCCACCAUAUAUGGAGUGUCUCCUAACUACGAUAAGUGGGAAAUUGAGCGGACAGACAUCACCAUGAAACACAAACUUGGAGGAGGGCAGUAUGGAGAAGUGUAUGAAGGUGUAUGGAAAAAAUAUAGCUUAACUGUAGCUGUGAAAACCCUGAAGGAAGAUACUAUGGAGGUGGAAGAGUUCUUGAAAGAAGCUGCAGUAAUGAAAGAGAUCAAACACCCUAACUUAGUACAAUUACUAGGGGUUUGUACUCGGGAACCCCCAUUUUAUAUAAUCACAGAGUUCAUGACCUAUGGGAAUCUGUUAGAUUAUCUACGAGAGUGUAAUCGGCAGGAGGUGAAUGCAGUUGUGCUGCUAUACAUGGCCACUCAGAUCUCAUCAGCUAUGGAGUACCUGGAGAAGAAAAACUUCAUCCACAGGGAUCUUGCUGCUCGAAACUGCCUUGUAGGAGAAAACCACUUGGUGAAGGUGGCUGAUUUUGGCUUGAGCAGGUUAAUGACAGGAGAUACCUAUACAGCCCAUGCUGGAGCUAAGUUCCCAAUCAAAUGGACAGCACCUGAAAGCCUGGCUUAUAAUAAAUUUUCCAUUAAGUCAGAUGUCUGGGCAUUUGGUGUUUUGCUUUGGGAAAUUGCUACAUAUGGUAUGUCCCCUUAUCCUGGAAUUGAUCUGUCACAAGUAUAUGAAUUAUUGGAAAAAAACUAUCGCAUGGAGCGUCCCGAAGGCUGUCCAGAAAAAGUCUAUGAACUCAUGAGAGCAUGUUGGCAGUGGAGUCCUUCUGACCGGCCCUCCUUUGCUGAAAUCCACCAAGCCUUUGAAACGAUGUUUCAGGAGUCUAGCAUCUCAGAUGAGGUGGAAAAAGAGUUGGGGAAGAAAGUUGUGCGAAAUGUUAUCAGUACGUUACUCCAGGCACCAGAAUUGCCAACUAAGACCAGAACAUCUAGGAGAGCUGCUGAAAAUAAAGAUGCCAGCGAGCUGCUUGACACUUCUCAUCUGAGGAGUCAGGGAGAAGAUUUUUUGGAUCACGAACCUGCUGUUUCUCCACUGCUCCCAAGGAAAGAAAGAGUUCCCCAGGACAGUAAUCUGAACGAAGAUGAACGUCUUCUCCCCAAAGACAAGAAAACCAACCUUUUCAGUGCUCUUAUCAAGAAGAAGAAGAAAACAGCUCCAACCCCACCCAAACGCAGCAGUUCUUUUCGGGAGAUGGAUGGCCAUUCAGACCGCAGGAUGGGUGGAGAGGAUGAGACCCGAGAUAUCCUCAAUGGCACUUUUAUCACAGCUCCCUCAGAUGCAGCCGAGCCAUCCAAGUUCCCAAGUCCAAGCAAUGGGUUGAAUGUUAGCAAUGGAGCUGUGUCAGGAUCCUCAGGCUUCCGGUCUCCCCACGUGUGGAAAAAAUCCAUUGCAUCAGCGAGUAGCCGCCUGGCAGCCAAUGAAGAAGAAAGUAGUUCCAACUCCAGCAAGCGCUUCCUGCGGUCAUGCUCUGCUUCUUGCGUACCCCACGGGGCCAAGGACACAGAAUGGAGGUCAGUAACAUUGCCUCGGGACCUGCAGUCCACUGGGAGGCAAUUUGAUUCUUCUACCUUUGGUGGGCACAAGAGUGAAAAGCCAGCUUUGCCUAGGAAACGGGCAAGUGAGAAUAAAUCUGAUGUGACUUCUAGGGGCACGGUGACCCCACCACCCCGGCUACUGAAGCAAAACGAGGAGGGAGUUGACGAUGUUUUCAAAGAUACAGAGUCCAGUCCUGGUUCCAGCCCCCCAAGUCUGACGCCAAAACUUGUCCGUAAGCAAGUCACAGUGACAGCUUCCUCUGGCCUGUCCCACAAAGAAGAAACUGGGAAAACUAGUGCCUUAGGAGCUCCUGCUGCACUGGAACAAGUCCCUGUUAGCAAAGCUGCCUCCAGUGCAUUUAUGGGAACCAAUAAGGUCUCCAGUGAAGAUCCCAGAGGGAGGAGGCACAAACAUUCUUCUGAAUCAUUAGGGAAGGACAAGGGAAAGCUCUCCAGACUUAAACCUGCCCCUCCUCCCCCACCGUCAUCCUCUGCUGGGAAGUCCACCAAGCCUUCUCAUGGCCCUGGCCAUGACGCAGCGGGGGAUGUAGGACCUAAUCUUAAAGCAAAACAGUUGACUAUGGUAGCAGAUGCUGGGAACAGUGAUGCUGCCAAAUCAAACCAGUUAGGAGAGGGUGUCAAAAAGGCGGCACUCUCCUCUGCACCAAAGCCCCCAUCAUCCAACAAACCGUCAGCGGCCCCACUAACCACUCCAGCCACCUCCCCCUCUACUUUGCCAUCUGCUUCAUCAGCCCUGGGAGGGGAACAACUUUCAUCCACUGCUUUUGUCCCUCUCAUAUCCACCCGAGUGUCCCUGCGGAAAACUCGCCAGCCUCCAGAGAGGCUUGCUAGCGGUGCUAUCACAAAAGGUGUGGUCCUAGACAGCACUGAAGCCUUGUGCCUGGCUAUCUCCAAAAACUCAGAACAGAUGGUCAGCCAUAGUGCUGUGCUGGAAGCAGGGAAAAACCUUUACACUUUCUGCGUGAGCUACGUGGACUCCAUCCAGCAGAUGCGGAACAAGUUUGCUUUCAGGGAGGCCAUCAACAAGUUGGAAAACAACCUCCGUGAGCUUCAGAUCUGCCCCGCGACGGCGGGCAGCGGCCCUGCUGCCACCCAGGACUUUAGCAAGCUUCUCAACUCAGUGAAAGAAAUCAGCGAUAUUGUUCAGAGGUAGCAGAAGCCGGUGCUCAACCAGCCAGAGCUGGCUGCUAAUAGCUGUAGCCUGAGAGCUAUGAUAGACUGACAAAAAGACCGGUGAACCAGUGCCACCGGGACAGGAAAAGGCACACAAGGUGCUGCUGGAGAGCACACGUGGCCUGAUUGCCUAGGCCAUGGAAUGUCAAACACCAUAUGUUUUUCUGUCUUUCAGCCCAAGUUCUUUACUGUUCUGAAACUCAUCUGUGGAGUUCCAUCUCUGUGGACUGAAGCCAAAAUACCAAGGCCCUUCUGUCCCUUUUUACUAAUGUUGUUUUAAAAUGAGCUUUAAGUUGGAAGUGGAAAUGGAAGACAUGGGAUUUUGUUUUCUUCCUUUCUAGAAACACUCCUGUGUCCUUCUCUUGCCAUUUCCCCAAAGGAAAAAUCUUCUGAACACUUACCAUAUUUGAGCCUUUCCAGUAAAGUAUUGCUAACACUCACCUCUCCUUGUUCUAUGAAGAGAGUAGUCCUAUUUGAUUUUCUUAAGUCUCCUAAGCUAAAAAAUACAUUUGAGGAAAGUAUUCAGAAGGGUGCCCUGGUCAAGGUUGGCCUUCUGAUUCACCUGUAGGCUAAAGGCUGAGUUUUCUCUCCUGUUUUCUUAUAUGACAGAGAACCAACGAUUAUUGAGUUAGUAAGUUGUGAUAAGGGAAGCAACUGACUGUCUCAUCUAGUGAGCAUUGAAGACCAAGUGGUUUGUGGUUAAGGUCAUCCAGCCUUUCCUUUCCUGGAGAAGAAAUUGCCUUCCUUUUGUGAUGUGUAGUGCCAAACUGGAGCCAGCAGACUUUGGUUUCUAAAGAAAAUGGGAUUGAUGUUGCUGCCAUAACAUAGAGAAGGAGCAGGACAGGAAAGCAGGGAUUCAACAGCAUAAGUUGUUCACUUGCCUACAGCAAUCAGAGUCUGUGCCCUUGGCAGAUCUGGUACUGUUCUUUUAUAACCCUAGUCACUGGAUGACAUACUGAGAACAGAAGUCUGGGUCCAGUCAUGUAUUCAUUCAUUUCUUCCUCAUGCACUCCUCUAAGCAAAGCACAUUCUCACAGCCCCUUUCUGAGACAGUAGACUGUUUAGUUUCCUGGCAUUCUUGAAGGCUCCCUGAGCAAGCUCCUCUGUUACCUGCAAAUCUAUGAGUAUCAUCAUGGUUCUUAUAUAGAAACUAGCAGUCAGUGAGCACAGAGUUCAUUGCACCAAAGAGAAAGGAAAAAAAGUGUUGACACCCAAAGGCCCUGGCCACAUUUGGCCACACGUUUGGAGUUUGGAGAAUGUCUUUUAUUUAAUUACAAUGACCAACACUUAUCAAUCUAAUGUUUCUCUAGGGGUUCUGUCAGAGACUGCUAAGGGGGAAGGGAGAACCCGCAGAAAGUAUUUCAGACAGCAGGCAGCCAUUUUUUGUCUUGCUCAUUUUUCCCCAGGGACUCCCCAGGAGUGCUGAAGGUACAGGGACCAUGACUCAUGGGGGCAGCUGCUCAUAGUUUUCCUUGACCUCUCCAUGUCAGUAUCCAGGCUGUUUAAGAGGCAGGAAGCAAUAGGCAGGGGACUAAAAAGAGGCUCACAGCACUACCCAGGAAACAAGGGUUAUGACUAUUAAUGGUGCAAUUUAACCCCUUAACAGUUAGAGAAAGCAGAGAAAAACCACAUUCCUUUCCCCUUUCCUCUAACUCCUGUGACCCUUUUGCAUUACACUAUUUUUACACUAAUCACCUUAACUUGUAUUUUAUUUUUCUGCUAGAAAUGGUUUUUAAAAUUAUUUCCUUUCAAUACCUUUUUAUAUUCUCAUGUCACCUCUUUGCCCUCACAGACUGCUGUGAUUUACAAACAGAAGGAGAUGUUAAAACACCACCAGCUGCCUUUUAAACAGACAAAACAAAACAAACCACACAAUACAAAAAUCUUUGGACUGUUUUUAUGAGGUACUGUUUUUGUUUUGUUAACAUAAUGUGCCACUAUAUUAUGCAUUUUUAUCUUGCUAUUACACUCUUUUAUAGACUUACUCUUUUAUAAAUGUGUAAAUAGUUUUUCAACUGUCCUUUCUGUAAUACCUAUGGUGCCAUUUUCUUUCUUUUUUUUUGGUCCAAUACAUUUUGUUCAAUAUGUGACUCUCGAUGUUUUUUGAGUCCAAGUCUGUCUUCCUUAGUAUUUUUUAAAUAAAUCAAUGUUGACGAAAAUAAGAAUCUCUUCAUCUAUUGUUUCAAAGCUUAACUCUUCAUUUUGCAUGAACCAUCCAGUAUGGUUCCAGUCGUAUGGUAAAAGGCACAUAAAGACUUUGUAUGCAUGUUGUCUGUUAGAGCUUGGGAAGAAGUAUGAAAAUCUUGAGUUUUGAUGUUCCAUUUUGCUGAGAGGAGGGGUGGGAGAGGGGAGAGGGGCUGGAUAAGUGAAUGAUUAUUGCAGAAAACAAAUCCAUUUCCUUUGGCUAUUUCAUUUCCAAGGUUUUUAAAGUAAGGUUUACUGCCUCUUCCCAGAGUGGUUACCAGCACACAGAAACUGCAGCUAUCAUGUGUGUCUUGUGUCAUUACCUGCAAUGUCAGGAACAAUUUCCUUGUCCCUCUUUUCACACCUUUCCUGCAUCAUAAGAAACUUUCUAGCAACCUGGACUGCUUGUGAUUCAGAAACUAAGGUGGGGCUAAACAGCAAUGAAUUGGCCCCACUUGAUAGUGACAGGCAGAAAGGAAUAAAUGAUUUUCUUUGUGAAGCUGCAUUAACUUUGGUGCUAUUGGACUUUUAUUUAGUGUGCAGAAAGAGAUAGUUUCCUGAAUAGCUGCUUCUUGUUCUGAAAGAGUUAACACUUCCAGAAAGACAUUUCUUCUUAUUUUUGCCUUUGAACCCUCUCUGCCACCACCCAUCAGCCUUAAAGCACCCCUCAUUUACUUGUCUUUGACAUGCCUAGUGUCAUUUCUUUGUGGGAAUGAUGAAUAGCUGUGGAAUGCUGGCCUAUGUGGUGUUAUAAGACUAUAAUGGUAACCCUUUACAGAGACCUGUUCUAGCCACCCACUGAGCACAGGUUGUCAAGAGGGACUCUCUUUCUUCAUGGGUUUGGUCUCCAUUUAACGCCGGCUGACAGCUUGGAAAGUUGAAGUUGGGGAAGUAAGUAGAACCCUCUGAUAAUAAUACUUAUUAAGCCAGUAGACUUGUCAAAGGAAUACAUGUCAUGCUCACCAAAGCAUAUUGAAAAGUACGGUUCACAAAAAUCCUGUGCAAGGAACUCUGUUGCAACAAGGUAUGUUGAGCAUCAUUGAAGGAACAAAAUAAUCUAGAUAAAAAUUUGCAUGAACCAAGGACUAAUCGAUUUCCACCUCUAGAAUUGCAUCAUUUUAGAGCUAUAAGGUACUUAAGCCAUCAUCUAUUCCAGUUCCUUUAUUUUGUAUGUAGAAAAGUGAGAAUCAGAGAUAUGAAUCCACUACCCAGAUUCAUUCAUAUUGGAUAAAGGCACCGAAUGUAGAAUUAAAAGACCUGCAUUCAAAUUCCUCUUCCAUCACCUAAGAUGGUGCAAAUUGUGCAACCUUACUCUUAGUUCAAGUUGCCAAGUAUUACAGAGCUUCACUGUCCAUCCUUAAACUUCCAGGAAACUGGUCCACACAAUCUCAUAAUUUCCUUCUAGCUGAAACAUUUAUGGGAAAGAUUUAGCUAAUGAUAAAGCCAGUGCUAGAAACAGGUCUCCUGACUGUUUCCUCCCCAACUAACUAAAUACUCCUUUUCAUUUGACAUCUAGUUUCAAAUCUAGAAGUUGACUCAUCUUCCCAAGAAUUUCCCAAGCACCCUCACAAAGGUUAACCCUGCCCCAAUCCCAGUUCAUUCAUAUCACUCUAUGGCACUACUUCUUAUCUUUCAUUUGGAGAAUUCUAGGGAUCUUGCCAGCACCAUAAUAAAAUAAUAUGGGAUAUCCCUGAGAUAAGAAAAGUAGACUUAAAAUGAUCUUUUUAUAAACAUCUCACUAUAAACCUGUGUGGGGAAUAGAUAAGGUGAAGAACUUACAGGGAUGUAUGAAUUCUUUUUCUGUAUUUUAUUAUUUCUGUGUCUCCCCUAUGACCUGUAUAAUAUGUGCAGGCUCAUAUCUACUUGAGCCUUGGCCAGCUAGAAUCAUAUUUACUUAACCUGAACUGAUGACAUUUAUUGGUAUUUGACAUUUAUCAAUAUUUAGUCUAUUAGCUGGACCACUGUCUGCUUGAUUAAGCCUGAAGGCCUGACUUUGUUUCCCAGAAAUCAGGAGAUUUCAGGGAAAAAGAAACCUUCCAUUCCAAUCUCCCCAAAUAGCAACAACCAAUUAGCUGCCUCCCCCUCCCCUUCUCAAUGCUCUCUUACUUGUGAUGUAAUUUCUUGUAUAAAAGCUAUGUAUCUUUACUACUUCUUUAGCCCUCCUACCGCGAGCUUAUCUUGCGAUGGGACAGCUCAUCCUCCGGAGGUUUUUCAAUAAACAACUUUUCUGCCUUCUA